GACGGAGGAGACGACCGGGACAGAGGAUUAGAGAGUGAACCAGUCGCCCUCCUGCCUUUCGUUUCUCCAUCGUUCUAACAGCGCUCCAGACAUUAACUCCGACGUGUGCAUAGACAUGUCUCGCCCGUAGAAACGUUGAAACCUCGUGGAUCUUCCUCCUCGAGCAAGUGCACCGUGUCUACUCUACGCGUCCUGGGAUAACAAAGUGUCUCACAGCAAAGUUUCCUCGUGACGAGGGGGAUUGGCUGUUUGAGGUUCGCGGGCAAACAAUAACUCGACAGUUCCAAGUGCGUGGCGACGUUCGUUUGGGUUGGACUGUUUUUAACACACAGGAGGAAUUCCGUCUUCUAUAACUAAAAUCUAUCGCAGUGAUUCGCGAAAGUUUUCGGAUAUUUAGCAUAAAAGAUUUUCAUGAAUAUACAGCGUGUCAUAUACUGUACGUAUAUUUUAAAAGUGUUCAGUUCAGUUAAAGUAGUUCACUUUUGCGUUGGAAUUGAUGAACGCAAAUAAAGAUCAAAGGGGAAUUUCGAGGAACGGAGAAAUACAUCGAAGCGGUCAUUUAAAUAAUUUUGUGAAACGUUAGCGAUAAAUCGUAUUUCCGAGCCGCUAAAUCAAAGUGUCGCGCCUUUCAACUAAGAGGGCCAAAAUUGUUCUCCGGUAUCAGAGGGUUGGUUCGAUUCUGUCAGAGCUUUAAUCGCAUUUGCUCGGUCGCUGGUGAACGAACGCGCCACGUGUAGCGUUUCUUUGGAUUUUGCGUGUCUUCUUUCAAAAAUACGUUGUUGUUAACGGACCACGGAUGUCCAUGCAAAUUCUGACUUUUAUGAAAAAUAACGAAUACUCCGUCUGAUAAUUUCUCUGACAAAUACCGAGUACUUUGUAUAUUUCCUAUAUUUUUACAUUUGUCUGGCUAAAAAUCAUUCCGGUGUAUAAGUCAAGGUUUUGAUAAAUUUGAAUUUAGUCAGGCAUCCUUACAAGUAUGAUCUGCCUUUAGUUUCAUAGUUAAUUAAAAUAACUUUAUUCCCAUCCAUACUACGUUCCAAUUUACGUUGCUUUUUAUAAAUUUUCAUUACGCGUUUGAAAACAUAAAACUUCUUAUAAUAUCAAACAUGGAACGCUAUGUCAUGAAAAGUAGCAACUGACUUGCAUCACAAUUACGCGCGUUCUCUACACGUUUACCUCGUCAAAUUUUCCACGUGAGCGCAUUAAGAUCCGUAGUCUGUUAAUCAGUGCAAUCGAGAUAAGAAUCGAAACUUCGAACUAGCGUUCUCGAUCGAAGAAGAUCGUCGCAUAGUUUCAAGAAACGCGUCGUUCGAACAAGACAGACUCGGAAGGUGUCGAAUGCUUUCGAAGGAAUUUCUGUGAAUGGUUGCUUCGGUACCGGAAGAGGAAGGGAAACCGUGCUGAUUGGCCGGCAGACUGUCAGCGAUUUGAAUCCCGCAACCGGAACGUCGCAUUCCUCUGCUCGCGUUUUUCUUUUUUCUCCAGUUUCCCCCUUCCUCAACGUGGUCGGUGCUAUUAUUGCUGUGCUGCCUAAAUAUAGGUGAGAGCGUACGCUUGACGCAAAUCGAAAACAGAACUUGUAAACGUACGUUCGUCUUUUUAUUUCGCCUCGGACGCGAGUCGCCGCCAGGCUUUUAUCCUCCUGCCCCAGUGUUUCGAAAACGAUCGACGCGAUGAAGGCGCCGAUACAUUGGAUACUGGUCUUGUUCUGCGCUCUCGGCUUGGCAGAGGCAUAUUAUUUUCAAAAUGAAGUCAUCGUACCAUUUCUCAAUUACAAUGGAGCAAAGAGAUCCCACUGUUCUACUACGGCGCACAAACAACCAAUCAAUAGACAAGAUACUUCACUAAGAUUGAAACAAUUAAGAUCAGAAAUGAUUAGGGUUGCUUCUAUCCAAGGACCACCUCUUAAUGGAUACAUCGUCACCUCCGAUGACGCGCAUCAGAGCGAUUCCCUGGAUCCUCGCGAUAUGAGGAGGGAAUUCAUCACUGGAUUCUACGGCAGCGCAGGAGAGGCUGUCAUCACUUCGGACAAGGCCGUGUUUUGGACAGAUGGAAGGUAUUAUAUUCAAGCAGACCAUCAACUUGAUUGCAAUUGGAUUCUCAUGAAACGCGGUAGAGCAGAAGUCCCUUCUAUAACAGAGUGGUUAAUGCACGAGUUUCGCAGUCAAAGUUCCGUGCGUAUUGGCGCCGAUCCAACGCUUGUAUCUGCCAUCGAUUGGGAAACCUGGGAAGAUGAAUUAGCGAAUUCGUCCAUAAGAUUGGUUCCUGUCCGUAACAACCUGGUGGACUUGAUCUGGCAGGUCGAUCGACCGAAUUACAAUCCGCAUCCAGCGUAUCCGUUGCCGGACAAAUAUUCAGGAAAAGCUUGGCAAGACAAGGUCCAGUUGAUUCGUAUCGACAUGGUGUUAUAUAAGGCCGACGCGUUAGUUCUUACAGCUCUCGACGAAAUAGCCUGGCUGUUUAAUAUUCGCGGAUACGAUUUGCCAAACACACCUGUCCUCAGGGCGUAUGCGGUUGUUACUCAUGGAUCGAUACAUUUGUACGCACCGCGACACAAGAUUUUAAGAUCAGUGGACGAACAUUUGAAGAUGGACCUUUGUUCCCAUGCAAAUUGCGUGAAAUGGCAUAAUUACACUUCUAUUUGGUACGACUUACGAACAAUGUCCCAAGCUUGGAAUUUAGUAUGGUUGCCGAUACGAUGUGCUUACAGUCCAGGUGCCUCCAUGGAAAUAUUUAACUCUAUCCCGCCGGAGAAACGAUUGCCAAAACCGUCACCGGUGUUAAGUUUACGAGCGCAAAAGAACGAGGUCGAGGCGGAGGGGAUGAGGAGGUCCCACCUAAGGGACGCAGUGGCGAUGUGCGAUUUCCUAGCAUACAUGGAGGAACAAUAUACACUGAAUUCGAAUGGGUGGGACGAGAUGCAAGUAGCUAGACUGGCGAACGAGUUUCGUUACGAACAGGACAAGAACAAAGGUAUCUCGUUCCCUACGAUCGCUGGAUACGGACCUCAUGCUGCUAUUCCCCAUUACGAACCUAACAAUCUAACAAAUAUCAAGAUUGGACAAGCGUCCACCCUGGUUGUGGACUCGGGAGGACAAUAUUUAGAUGGCACUACAGAUGUCACAAGAACGCUGCAUUUUGGUACGCCAACGGAAGAACAGAAAAAAGCAUACACAAGAGUGUUAAUCGGAGCAAUACAACUGUCUUCUUUGAUCUUUCCAAGCAGUUUGAAAUCUAACCAGCUGGACAUCGUUGCAAGAGCACCAUUAUGGAACGUUGGUUACGACUACUUGCAUGGGACUGGCCAUGGGAUCGGUCACUUUUUGUCUGUCCACGAAUCACCUAUUGGUGUAUCAUACGGACAGCCCGUAUCAUCGGAUAAAGUUUGUGGACCUGUUGAAUUAAGACCAGGAUUCUUUUUAUCAAACGAACCUGGUUACUACAAAGAAGGCGACUUCGGCGUUCGUUUGGAGAACAUCCUUGAAACAAUGGAAGCAGGCAAAUCAAAAACAGAAAUUUUUUUGAAAUUCAGGGACGUCACGUUAGUUCCAUAUGAACCAAAGUUGAUUGACUACGAUAUGUUAAAUCCAUCACACAUACGAUGGUUAAAUAAUUACAAUCGCCGAAUUAGGGAUGAAGUAGGUCCAGAGUUAAAGAAAAGAUUAAAAAUGGAUGCUUUCAAUUGGAUGUUGAAGAAAACUGCAACCAUUCCAGAAGUAAGACCAGUCGAUGAAGGAUUGCUUUUUGGCCAUUCUCAUUCGACACCUUCUACAUUCAAACAAUUCAAUGUAUUAGUUUACUUUACUUUCCUGUAUCACAUUCUAUUCAAUUUUUCAGAUGUAUGGAGUUAAUUAAGGUAUGUCCAAAAGGAGAAUGAAUAAACAUAGUAUGAUUUAAAAUUAAUUUAUGCCAUGAGCAAACAGUUUCGAAAACUAUGCUUAAAUUGGCGUUAUUUUAAUAUACGUAUAUUAAAGUUACUAUUUUUAUACGUUACUGCCAAUGCUAAAUAUACAGGUGUUGCAAUUAUAAUAUGAUAGUAUUAUUAUAAUAUGAUGGUAUUGCUAAAAAAUAAAAAUCAUUAGGAAUAUUAGAAAAAAUUUUUGCACAUAGAUAAUCUACUAUAUAAAUAUAUAAAAAUAUUUAUAGACUUAUAUUUUGUAAAUAUAUGUAAUUUAUUGUAUGUAUAAGGAACAGGGAUGUUAUCAUAAAUUGUAUUUUACUUACUGAUAAGCAAGCAAUUUUUUAGAAAUAAGCUCCAGUUACUUUAGAGAAUAAAGAAAGUAAAGAAAAAACGAGUUUAA
This is a messenger RNA of Bombus pyrosoma, 4301 nucleotides long. RefSeq names its product xaa-Pro aminopeptidase 1-like. Bases 1674 to 3851 code for a protein of 725 amino acids. The transcript has 12 exons. Gene Ontology annotation, molecular function: metalloaminopeptidase activity. The record is from RefSeq and is a predicted model, not a curated record. NCBI's taxonomy places the organism in Eukaryota, Metazoa, Arthropoda, Insecta, Hymenoptera, Apidae.